CAGCCCACUUUUCCCGCUUACCAAGCAUGAAGCUGUAGAGAUAAUAAACAUCAAAUAACUUUCUCCAAUUUUCCAAAGAGCUGAGUACCAUCCUCAAAACGUGAAAAACAUUAGUAGACGAUGGCCACAAGUGGGGUUGCGAAGAGUGUUGGGAAUUUGAAGAGUUGUAAGAACAAUAGGAUGCAUCCUGAUGCUGUGCAAGGUUGGGGUGGUAGUACUGUUAUAUUGGUCGGGGCAGGAACAGCCCGAGGCUACUACAAGGAUGCCCCUUCUGUCGAGUUUACCAGUGAAGAAGAAAAUGUCCUAGCUGGAAAAUUCAACAGAACCCUAGUUGGCAGAUGCAGCUCGAGGAUUCACUUGAGUGAAGUGGAAAAAUUCCUCAUCAAAGGAGGCUACAAGGAAUUCAAACUUAGAAGACUCAACUCUUUCGAGCUGAUCUUCAUUUUCAAACAGGACGAAGACUACCUCAGGCUGUUCCACCGAAAAGUUUGGAGAAUCGGUGCGUGUGCAAUCACCAUCAACAAGUGGACCACCAAGCACUCAAAACUCAGAGAUUCACCAGUCAUGCCGGUUUGGGUGGAAAUCUUCAACCUGCCACUACACCUUAACGACCACAAGGCUCUUUAUUCGAUUGCCUCCACAUUGGGCAGACCUCUCAAAUUGGAUGCUAACACUGCCAUGGGUGUACAUCCAGAUAGAGCCAGGCUUUGCGUGGAAAUGGAUGUCUCCAACCCCAAACCCCCUAGAUUGCAUAUAAAGCUGGGUGGAAGAGAUCUCUGGCUCCCAUGUAAGUUUGGAAAACACCUAUCCUACUGCGACAAAUGCACAAGAUUCCGGCACGAUACAAAACAUUGCCGGAAAACCUUAUCUAAAAGCCUCUCCGGCAAAGCUCCGGCUGGAGAGGUGGGCCAGCUAGGAGCGGGAUGUAUAACCAACGCAUCUUCAUCACGCUGGGAGAUUGCAAAAGGAAAACGACGUGUGGUUCAGAGCAGUGAAAUUAGAGAAGCAACUAGGCGGGUCCACAGCUCUAAUCUCCUAUUAAAAGAAAGAGCCACACACCUAAGCCACACACUCCAAAACAAAACUCCCUUGCAGCCUACCAGGUACGAAAAGCCACUAGAGAAUCCCACCACACAUAACCAUUUUCAUCUCCUACCCAUUAUUGAGGAUGUAGAAGAUACAGUUGAACCUAACCCCAGCCUCACCCAACCAUAUUUACCAACCCUCACAGCCCAAUGCCCUCCUCACCUCACACCAUCCAACCCCAGUCCCACCCCAACCACUGAACCUUUUCCCGACCUCUCCUUCCUAAGGUCAGACAACCCCAAACCUUGCUUGGCCAUUAUCCCCUUUCAUCAUUCCAACCCCUCUUCGAAUGCUUUACUGCUAGAGGAACUGGAUUGCCAUCCCCAGGUCUGGAAAGGUAGUAAAGACGACUCAUUUAUUAAUACCACACUGGUUCCAUCCUGGGAAAACUUCAAUGAUCAGCACUCUCUCCCUGAAGAUGAUACACCUAUGGUCUGCCACACAGAUGGGGAGGAAGAGGAUACCCCUUUCAACAAAUCAUGCAUCAAACCUAUGGAAUUGGACAUCUCCAACUGUGCCACACUUAUAUUCAUAAAGAGGAAAUUUGAUCUUGAUUUCCUGUGUGUUAUUGAACCCAUUGUCAGCAACUCCCUACUAGAUGACUUUAGACUCAAAAUUGGCUUCUCAAACUGCCACUCUUCCACCAACAACAAGAGAUGGAUUUUUUGGCGAAACGAAACCCUCAACCUUGUUUCAUUCACCGAUGAUGACCAAGUUACUUCCGGCACCUUCACAUAUUCCUUUGACAACCAGCCCAUUCGCAUCUCCUCGGUGUAUGGUGCCCACUCAAUCAAGGAUAGGACAAAGCUCUGGCUAAAUAUUCAAGAAACCUGCCCUCUAGAUAUGAGAUGGAUAAUUGGGGGAGACUUCAAUGCAGUUACCUCUUAUGAGGAAUGUAAAGGAAUCUGCACGCCGCAUGUCCAAAGCAUGAAUGACUUCAACACCUGCAUCUCACAAUGCAAGCUCAUUUAUCCGGAUGCAGAAGGUGGAUUAUUUACUUGGUCUGGGGUUAGGAGUCAAGGCAGAACCUGGAGAAGAUUGGACAGAAUCCUCUUAAAUGUUGACCUACUGAACUCUUUUGAGGAUGUGACCCUUAAACACCUAUCUAGGGCCAACUCGGAUCACAAGGCUCUAUUACUUCAGUGCAUCAACCAGCAAAGUGGGGGGGUUAAACCCUUUCGGUUUCUUAAUUCCUGGAUCUCGCAUGAAACAUUCCAACAGACUAUUAGAGAUGUUUGGUCCAAAUGCCCUACAACAGGAGGAAUGAGGGGUCUGACCUCCAAACUGCAAGCUACAAAAACUGCCCUAAAACUCUGGAAUCAAACCACCUUUGGAAACAUCUUCCUCAACCUCAAAAACUUGGAGCAGGAAGCCAUUCAAGCCCAACAACUCUUUGAGACAGACACCACAGAUUUUAACAGAACUUCUGCUCAACUAGCCAACGCAAAACUCAUCAAAGCUGUCAAUAUGGAAGUGGACUAUUGGAGACAAAAGGCCAACUACAGGUGGCUAGAUAAGGGUGACGCAAACUCCAAACUCUUCCAAGCUUAUGCCAAGGGGAAGAGAAAGAAACUUUCUAUCAAACACAUUAUUACCUCUGGAGGAAGAGGUAUCUCAUCCCCCAACGAAAUUAAAGAGGAGGCCAUUCAACACUUUCAGAAACUCUACACCUCCAACCACACCCCAUCCCACAGCAUUAUCACUAGCCUGAUUCCCAAGGUUAUCACAAAGGAGGACAAUAUGAUGCUGAGUGCAAUCCCAAACAUUAAUGAAGUAAAGAAGGUUGUCUGGGAGCGUAACGGGGACAGUGCAAGUGGACCAGACGGAUUCAAUGGAAAUUUCUUCAAAACCUGUUGGGAGACAAUUAAAAACGAUGUGCUCAUUGCUUCCCAAGAGUUCUUCCUUGGCAGACCCAUCCCUUGUGCAUACGGAAGCACCUAUCUGACUCUCAUCCCCAAAACCUUGAACCCCAAGCGCUUUGAUGACUACCGUCCUAUUUCCCUCUCCACCUUCAUGAGCAAGAUCAACACCAGAAUUCUGUCCAACAGACUUAAUACCCUCCUCCACAAACUCAUCUCUCCUGAGCAGGCAGCUUUCCAGAAGGGGAGAUCCAUUGAUGAUCAUAUAUUGGUGGCCCAAGAAGCUAUACACAUUAUUGACAAAAAGGGGCAAAAGAAUGGGAGACCAAAGUACCACUGGAAAAACUGGAACCAAAUCUGCCACCCUAAGCAGGCUGGAGGUCUUGGCAUUCGAAACCUUGAGAAAAUACAACAAGCAUAUUCAUUGAAGCUAUGGUGGAAAGCACAAAACGAUCAGAGUAUAUGGGGUCCAUUUGUCAGAGCAAAAUAUAUGAGGUCUGGAUCCAUAAAAGAGAAAAUAACUGAUUCUCCAUCAUGGAAGAGGAUCUGCAGGGUUCACGCCAUAGGUGCCAAAGUAUGGGAAUAUUUUGGACACAUUUCCUCAGCUCCACCACGACGCAUUGGCAACCAACUACGUCAACACUUGAUCGCUUGGUGGCUAAGUGGGAACAGCCGAAGCUUCAAAGGAAACCUCAGGCUCAUCCUCCCUGGAAUCAUCUCUUGGGUCCUUUGGAAAGCUCGUAACACAUCCAUCCAUGAAGGGAAAUCAGCCACCACAGCUUCACUAAUCCAACAAUGCUUCAAACUAGUGCAGGGAUGGUGUUGGGUUAAUAGAAACAAGAAAUGGCUCGUCAAGGAUGAAGACUUCAAAGAUUUCGACCCAUCCGUGGAAUCCCCUCUAGUCCCAGUUUGGGUAGGGCUAGAGGGACUGCCAAUCCAUCUCUUUGACAAACCCACCCUUUUCUCCAUUGCUAAACUUUUUGGCUCUCCACUGCAAACUGAUGCAGCCACUGUGAAUUUGAGUAGGCCUAAUGUGGCUAGAGUUUGUGUGGAGGUUAAGCUUACAAAGGAACUUCCCAAGACUAUUUGGAUACACUUACGAUCCAGAAACUCUCGCUGGGUUAGGAAAACCAAGCCAAGAGGCAAGGUUGUAAAUGAGACCCCUGGCCAACCGGUCUAUUUUCCUAGCACCUCAGCUGUGCCAACCUCUACUACCCCAAUUACCUUUGGUAGCCUUGAAACUGGUCACGAGUACGUCACAACAAAGGACAUAGGGCCCUGCCCUACUAUGAGCAAGAAUGCUCCUCCACCACGUUUGGACACUAUUGCUUUGGCCCCUCCAACUAAUGCCCAUUUUGUGACUUUGAAUGGCCCUCUCCUUACAGGAUUGGACAGUAUUACUUUGUCCCUCCCAACUGAUGUUAAUUUGGAUCCUUCCUAUUUGGAAUGUGCUCAACACAAAGAUACUAAAGACAUCCCAUUACUAACUGAUACUACGGUACCUCCCAUUGGAAAUGAUGAUGCUUUAUCUGUACCAUCUACCCACACCAAAGCUCAUACUGGAAAAGAUGACGAGGCCGGUAAGGAUGCUCCCACCGAGGCAGAACCGGUUUCACCCCACACCCUGGAGGAUAAUACUAACAUUUCUUGUGAGCCUAGGUCUCUUUGCAAGUAUAUCAAGGUCACCAAACAACAAAGCAGCCCUUUGAUACAAGAAUUCCAAAAAUUGAGCUUCACGGAGCAAAUUGCAGAACUAAAACAAGGGCACCAACAACUCAACUCCAUGCAACCAAAAGCUCCAUUUCAAUCAAUACAAGGAACAUGUCCAAAACCUGUCGAUGCCAAUCUUUUCGAAGUUCUUCAAGACCAUGAUGAAAAUGAAUCUCAUGAAGAAAGCGAUCCUGAAACUCCAACCAUGGAACUCCGCCAUAAAGGAGAACCUCCUGACAUGACGAUCCAAACGCGCAGUGGUCGCGCUCCAUAUGCAGGGUGUGGCCACAACACUCGCGGGAGGGGGCGUGGAAGGCACGACAGACGUGGCAACCACAACCCAUCUUAGUUCUUUUAAAUAAUCUUUUCACUUCCUG
Molecule: messenger RNA, 5032 nt
Organism: Cuscuta campestris
Lineage: Eukaryota; Viridiplantae; Streptophyta; Magnoliopsida; Solanales; Convolvulaceae
Source: the annotation of a GenBank genome assembly